AAAGUGUGCCCCUCUCCUCUGCACCCCGCUGAAUGCUGGCCCUCAGGGUGCCAACCUUCUCCCAUACCUUCUCCCAUUGACUUCUUUGCGUUUGGCAGCUGUUAGUUGGCGCUAGUGCCCAUGGUGUCUCGGAUGUGGUGUCAGAAAUGUCUAUUAUGAGGGCAGGGGAGGAAGAAGGAAGAUUCUGCUGAUUGCAACAUUGUGUUUAUGACGCGAGUGUUUUAUCAGGCUUUAUUCUACACAUCCUUUCCUUGAGCAUUUCUGUUAACCUCGGUUGAAAUCACUGCUGUUCACUACCUAUAAGACAUUGUGCAGGGUGGUCAUCACGCUUUGGUAUGUGUGUUGGUGACUUCUGAAAUCCUAAAGGAGCUCUGCAUUGUGGAUCAAAGCCUCCAUCUUUGUCAAUUAGGAAAUGGACCGCUUGGGCUCCUUUAGCAAUGAUCCUUCUGAUAAGCCACCUUGCCGAGGCUGCUCCUCCUACCUCAUGGAGCCUUAUAUCAAGUGUGCUGAAUGUGGACCACCCCCUUUUUUUCUCUGCUUGCAGUGCUUCACUCGUGGAUUUGAGUACAAGAAGCAUCAAAGUGAUCAUACUUAUGAAAUAAUGACCUCAGAUUUUCCUGUUCUUGAUCCCAGCUGGACAGCCCAAGAAGAAAUGGCCCUUUUAGAAGCUGUGAUGGAUUGUGGCUUUGGAAAUUGGCAGGAUGUAGCCAAUCAGAUGUGCACCAAGACCAAGGAGGAAUGUGAGAAGCACUAUAUGAAGCAUUUCAUCAAUAAUCCUCUGUUUGCAUCCACCCUACUGAACCUGAAGCAAGCAGAGGAGGCAAAAACUGCUGACACAGCCAUUCCAUUUUACUCUACAGACGACCCUCCCCGACCUACCUUUGACUCUUUGCUUUCUCGGGAUAUGGCAGGAUACAUGCCAGCUCGAGCAGAUUUCAUUGAGGAGUUUGACAAUUAUGCAGAAUGGGACUUGAGAGACAUCGAUUUUGUUGAAGAUGACUCGGACAUUUUACAUGCUCUGAAGAUGGCUGUAGUAGAUAUAUAUCAUUCCAGGUUAAAGGAGAGACAAAGGCGAAAAAAAAUUAUAAGAGACCAUGGAUUAAUCAACCUUAGAAAAUUUCAGUUAAUGGAACGGCGGUAUCCCAAAGAAGUCCAAGACCUGUAUGAAACAAUGAGGCGAUUUGCAAGGAUCGUGGGGCCAGUGGAGCAUGACAAGUUCAUUGAAAGCCAUGCAUUGGAAUUUGAACUCCGAAGGGAAAUCAAGAGGCUCCAGGAAUACAGGACGGCAGGCAUUACCAAUUUCUGUAGUGCCAGGACCUAUGAUCACCUCAAGAAGACACGAGAGGAAGAGCGCCUUAAGCGCACCAUGCUCUCCGAAGUUCUGCAGUACAUCCAGGACAGCAGUGCUUGUCAGCAGUGGCUCCGCCGUCAGGCUGACAUUGAUUCCGGCCUGAGUCCAUCCAUUCCAAUGGCUUCAAAUUCAGGUAGACGAAGCGCACCGCCCUUGAACCUCACUGGCCUCCCUGGCACGGAGAAGUUGAAUGAAAAAGAAAAGGAGCUCUGUCAGAUGGUGAGGUUGGUCCCGGGCGCCUAUUUAGAAUACAAAUCUGCUUUAUUGAACGAAUGUAACAAGCAAGGAGGCUUGAGACUGGCACAGGCAAGAGCACUCAUCAAAAUAGACGUGAACAAAACCCGGAAAAUCUAUGAUUUCCUCAUCCGAGAAGGACACAUCACAAAAGCCUGAGGCUCUGUGGGCUUGGGAUCAGAAGUCACACAUUUGGAAUGUGGUGGGCCAAAAGACAGUAGAGGCGGCAUUCUGGAGAGUCGUUUUUAAGCUGAAUUCUCAUUGUAAAAACAGGAGAACAAAGGAAACUUUAA
Messenger RNA from Talpa occidentalis (Iberian mole), 1878 nucleotides. It is a transcript of the gene TADA2A, whose product is annotated as transcriptional adaptor 2A. Gene Ontology annotation, cellular component: nucleus; SAGA-type complex. The transcript is spliced from 16 exons. Bases 413 to 1744 code for a protein of 443 amino acids. Gene Ontology annotation, molecular function: transcription coactivator activity; chromatin binding; zinc ion binding. The record is from RefSeq and is a predicted model, not a curated record. Lineage: Eukaryota; Metazoa; Chordata; Mammalia; Eulipotyphla; Talpidae. Gene Ontology annotation, biological process: chromatin remodeling; regulation of transcription by RNA polymerase II.